AGCACGUGUCUAAAAAAAUAAAAAAAUAAAUAAAUAAAUAAAUCAGUGUGUGUCCGCAGCUGCGCAUCAUCCCGCCUCCAGCUUCAGUACAGCGCCUGCGCUCCGCGGCUCCGGUUCACCGUCUCCUCGCGAACAUGGCGGCGCCUGCGCUCUCCAGUCGGGCUGGUUCAGCUGGCAGCAGCCCCACCGCCACCCCGAGCAGCACCAAACUCGUCCCGCAGGCCCCCGAGCUGGACUUCAGGUCCGGAGCCAGGAUCGAGGAGCUCAACCGGCUGAUCGCCGAGUUCAGCAAGCACGAGCAGCGCGAGUAUGACGACCAGCGAGCGCUCGAGAUCCACACGGCCAAGGACUUCAUCUUCUCCAUGCUCGGCAUGGUGCAGAAGUUGGACCAGAAGCUUCCGGUUGCCAACGAGUACCUGCUGUUGUCUGGCGGGGUCCGGGAAGGUGUGGUUGACAUGGAUCUGGACGAGUUGACGGUAUAUGCGCGGGGAGCCGAUUACGACAUGGACUUCACGUUACUGGUUCCCGCGCUCAAACUCCACGACCGAAACCAGCCGGUCACGCUAGACAUGCGUCACUCGGCGCUCUGCCACUCCUGGCUCAGCCUGCGUCUGUUUGACGAGGGAACCAUCAACAAGUGGAAGGACUGUUGCACGGUUGUAGACCAUGUUAAUGGCGCCACCAAUUACUUUUUCUCGCCCACGCUGGUGGCUGACUGGUUCUACGAAUCCAUUAGUAUGGUUCUGGCGGAGAUUCAGAAGAAGCCGCAGCGCGGCGUCCCGCGGGUCGAGAAGGUCGAGCGCAACGCAACCGUCAUCUCCAUCAUUUUGGGUGUCGGAGGCAGUCGGAUGCUGUACGAUGUGGUUCCAGUAGUGUCGUUCAAAGGCUGGCCGGCGGUGGCCCAAACCUGGCUAAUGGAGAACCAUUUUUGGGACGGGAAAAUCACGGAGGAGGAAGUGAUUAGCGGGUUUUAUUUGCUGCCUGCCUGCUCUUCUACAGGCCAGAAGGAAAACGAAUGGCGCUUGUCGUUUGCGCGCAGCGAGGUGCAGCUGAAGAAGUGCAUCUCUUCCAGUCUCAUGCAGGCGUACCAGGCUUGUAAAGCUCUGAUUAUUAAGCUUCUCUCUCGACCCAAAGCCAUCAGCCCGUAUCAUCUGCGCUCGCUCAUGCUUUGGGCCUGCGACCGCCUGCCGCAUACGUACUUGGCGCAGGAAGAUUACGCCGCACACUUUUUGCUCGGGUUGAUCGACGACUUGCAGCAUUGCUUGGUGAAUAAGACCUGCCCGAAUUACUUUAUCCCUCAAUGCAACAUGCUAGAGCACCUUAGCGACGACACGGCCAUGCUGCAUGCACGCAAGCUGUCGUCCAUUCGCUCUGACCCAGCAGAACACUUGCGAAGUGCAAUAGAGCACGCAAAAGCCGCGUCGCGACUCACGUUGGAGCUCCAGUGGCGUGGAGGAAGCUCAAACCUGUCUCCCCUGUUAGAAACUGGAGCCGAUCAGCAACCAGACGACCGUCUUGCGAAGAAACUCCAGCAGCUGGUCACGGAGAAUCCUGGGAAGUCCAUCUCAGUCUUCAUCAACCCAGACGACGUCACGCGACCUCACUUUCGCAUUGAUGACAAAUUCUUUUGAAGCCACCCCAACUGAUCUGAUUAGCCACUGGCUGCAGAGGACCUCACAUUUCCAUUGAUGACAAAUAAUUCUGAAGCCACGCCCUCUGAUCUGAUUGGGCGCUGGCUGCAGAUGACCUCACAUUUCAGUUGAUGGCAAAUUAUUCUGAAGCCACGCCCUCUGAUCUGAUUAGCCACUGGCUGCAGAUGACCUCACAUUCCCAUUGAUGACAAAUAAUUCUGAAGCCACGCCCUCUGAUCUGACUGGGCGCUGACUGGGGAUGAGCUGAAUUUUACAUCCAUGAUACAUUUUUCUGAAACCACGCCCACUGAUCUGAUUGGGUGCUGCCUGCAGAUGACCUCACAUUUUUUGCAACCUCAUGCAACCUCAUUUUUGCAUUGAUUAUUUUUUCUGAAGCCAUGCCCCCUUGAUCUGAUUGGGUGCUUACUGGGGAUGAGCUCACUUUCGCAUUGAUGACAAAUUCUUCUGAAGCCACGCUCUCUGAUCUGAUUGGCACUGACUUUUUUUCUUGAUUUUUUUCUGUUUUUAAGAGUCCCAGAAGCAGGAAGCCAUGUGUUUUGCACAGCGCUGGAGAUGUUAAACGCUUCAGGCUCUGAAUAUUAUGUUAAAAAUGGACAUGAUCUUAUUUCACUGCUGCCAGUUUGAAGUUGUGUUCAUAUUUCUGUUCCUCCCCAUUACGAAUGCCCGGCUUUUAGGGGAAGGAUAGAGAGAGAGCAGGAGAUUUAUGGAAGGAUGUGGGGGGAGGACGGUUUGUGCAUGGCUCACGUGGAAAACAGGAAAUCCAUAACUCCACUCAGAAGUGCAAUUAGACAGAAUGUGUUUAUAUGCUUUACUUGUAAGUACACUGUAACAUGAUACUGUAAACAUGCUAUUUUAGACACCGUCGUUUCACAAACACACUUACAGAAGAACUUUAUUCUCACAAACUGCACAUUAGGACUCCAAAAAUACAAACACACUCCCUGUGACGAUGGAUGUUUGUUUCAUUUUAACACAGUCUCUUGAGGUGAAUCUCAUGGAAACGUUUCCGUGUAUCAUUUACCCCCCUAAAAUUCUAUGAGUAAUUAUGUUGCAUUAAAAAAUAAAGCCUAUUUUAGAACUAUUAAGAUGCUUUCAU
Molecule: messenger RNA, 2748 nt
Organism: Sinocyclocheilus anshuiensis
Lineage: Eukaryota; Metazoa; Chordata; Actinopteri; Cypriniformes; Cyprinidae
Product: protein MB21D2-like
Exons: 2
Coding region: 135-1631 (498 amino acids)
Source: RefSeq, a predicted model, not a curated record